Molecule: messenger RNA, 3057 nt
Organism: Saccostrea cuccullata (small rock oyster)
Lineage: Eukaryota; Metazoa; Mollusca; Bivalvia; Ostreida; Ostreidae
Exons: 2
Coding region: 1-3057 (1018 amino acids)
Biological process (GO): proteolysis
Molecular function (GO): aspartic-type endopeptidase activity
Source: RefSeq, a predicted model, not a curated record
AUGGCAGAUGCGAAACCUAUCUUGACAGAUGUGAGUAGGAUUGAUAAGUUUGACCCACAUGGAGAUGUGAAUUCGGUAGGAAUCCGUUGGACACGGUGGGCACGUGCAUUUGAGCUCUUUGCAAGCGGAAAGGGAAUAGAAGACCCAGCGCAAAAGAAAGCUUUAAUGUUACAUGAGGCAGGGAUGGACGUACAGGAUAUUUUCUAUACGCUUGAAGUCCCCGAACCGGGUGAUGGAGAAAACGUGUAUGGCGUGGCGUUGGCGACAUUGAAUAAACACUUUACUCCUCAGGUAAAUCACACGUUUGAAAGAUCACAAUUUCGCGCUAUGGCACAAACAGCGACAGAAACUGUUGAACAAUUUAUCACUAGACUGAGACAGAAAGCGGUGUAUUGUAACUUUACGAAUAUUGAUGAAAGUAUACGUGAUCAAGUGAUAGAGAAGUGUUAUUCUCAAAGACUGAGAAGGAAAUUGUUAGAGAAAAAUAAUGUGACACUGAAACAACUGAGAGAAACAGCACAGAGUUUGGAAGCAGCUGACAAAAGAGCAGUGACUAUGGAACACAAACCAGAACAAGAAACCAUAAACAAAGUGAGUAGAUACAAACAUAAACAUGACUUUAAGCAACAGGAUAAACAAGACAAAAAGUGUUUCGCUUGUGGUAAAUAUGGUCACAUUCGCACGGAUCCGAAAUGUCCAGCACGAGGACAGAAGUGUCGGAAAUGUCACAUGGAAGGACAUUAUGAAGCAUGCUGCAAGACCAAGUCAAAGACAAAGUGGCACAAAACCAAGAGGGCAGCAGUCCGAAAUAUUGAAACUUCAGAAGUAGAACAAGGUCAGGAGUCUGAGAGAACUUAUGUGUUUACUAUUCGGAACCAGGAUCGUUCAAAGAAUGACUUUAGUGUUAGUAUUGGCGGUAUUGAUACAAAAGUCAUCAUCGACUCAGGAGCUUCAGUGAAUGUUAUUGACAGACACUUAUGGGAACAACUCAAGGAACAAAAAGUGAAAUGUCACAGACAGUCGAAAGCAUCGACAAAGAAACUGUAUCCCUAUGGUAGUAACAAACCACUGACUGUCGCAGGAAGUUUUGUUGCUGAUGUGUGUACGCGAGACCGGGGUGUGUCAGCCGAGUUCUUUGUUGUAGAAGAAAGUGGACAAGCUCUCCUAAGCUAUGAUACUUCUACCCAUCUUGGAGUACUACAGAUUCAAGAGACAAGUACUGUUGCACCAGUGCACACUGUGAAUAGCACAGAUAUUAAAACAGAGAUACUAGGGAAAUUUCCGAAAGUGUUCACAGGACUUGGAAAACUGAGAGACUUCCAACUUAAAAUUCCAAUUGAUGAGUCCGUACAUCCUGUAAUUCAGUCCGUACGUAGAGUACCGUACCAUUUACGCAGUAAGCUAGACCAGAAACUGGAUGAACUUGAGAAGAUGGAUGUUAUCGAGAGAGUCAAAGGGCCAAGUCAGUGGGUAUCACCAAUUGUGGUUGUACCAAAAAAGAAUUCAGAUAUUCGCAUAUGUGUCGACAUGCGAAGAGCUAACGAGGCAGUCGUUCGUGAGAGAUAUCAAAUUCCUACUGUCGACGAAAUCUUGCAGGACUUGAAUCAGAGCAAAGUUUACAGUAAACUUGAUAUCAAGUGGGCCUAUCAUCAGUUAGAGCUUACCCCAGACUCUAGAGAAAUAACUACCUUUAUGACACCAAGAGGACUUUAUCGAUACAAACGUUUGUUGUUUGGAGUGAACUGUGCUCCUGAAAUGUAUAACAAAAUCAUUCAACAGACAUUAGGAGACUUACCUGGUGUGAAUGCAAUAUAUGAUGAUGUUGUGGUCCAUGGAUCAACAGAACAAGAGCAUCAACGUAACCUAGAAUCAGUGUUGAAACGUUUAGAAGACUCCGGAAUGACUUUGAACAUUGAGAAGUGUCGAUUCAAUAUGGAGAAGAUCGAUUUCAUGGGAUAUGUACUCUCUGAACAUGGCAUCGGAAUAGCAGACAGCAAAGUUCAGGCUAUUAGGAGUGCCAGGACACCACAGUCAGUAUCUGAGGUGCGAAGCUUCUUGGGACUAGUCAAUUUCGCGGGCAGAUUCAUACCAAACCUGUCCACUGUAGCAGAACCCUUAAACAGACUUUUGCCCUACUUUGAUGUGAAUGCCAAAACACAAGUUAUUGCAGAUGCAAGUCCAGUCGGCUUAGGCGCUGUAUUAGUCCAGGAACAACACGGGAAACCUAAGAUUAUCUCCUAUGCGAGUAGAUCCUUAACAGACGUCGAACGCAGAUACGCACAAACCGAGAAGGAAGCACUCAGCUUAGUGUGGGCAUGUGAGCGGUUUCACAUGUACCUGAUGGGGAAGACUUUUGAGCUGUUAACGGAUCAUAAGCCACUUGAAUUUAUUUUCUCGCCCAAAUCGAAACCAUGUGCACGAGUAGAAAGAUGGUUUUUAAGGAUGCAGAACUACAGUUACACAGUUCGUCAUAUUCCGGGUAAAUCAAACAUAGCUGAUUCAUUGUCAAGGAUGUUGUCAACAGAUACACCAAAUCCGAAGACGAGUGAUACUGAGGAAUACUUACGCUUUGUUAUUGAGGAAGCUGUUCCAAUGGCAAUGACCGUAUCUGAGCUUGAGAGAGCAUCAUUGGAGGAUGAGGAUCUCAAGAACUUGAGAGAAUGUUUGAUAACAGGGAAAUGGUAUCAGUUACAGAACAAAGACUUUUUGUCAGUAAAAUCAGAAUUGUGUACUGUUGGACAUCUGAUACUACGAGGGACAAGGAUUGUCAUACCUAAGUCAUUACGCGACCAAGUACUGGCACUAGGUCAUGAGGGACAUCCUGGAAUUGUUAUCAUGAAGCAGCGAUUGCGAUCCAAAGUUUGGUGGCCUAAAAUGGACCAAGACAUUGAACAGUGGAACAAAGCUUGUUAUGGAUGUCAGCUAGUAUCACAACCUGAAAAAGUGGAACCUAUGCACAGAACAGAACUACCAUCACGACCAUGGGAACAUUUAGCAGCUGAUUUCCUAGGACCGUUACCAUCCGGUGACUACAUUUUUACUAUUGUUGAUUACUAG